Penicillium arizonense is the source of this 435-nucleotide messenger RNA. RefSeq lists its product as uncharacterized. The record is from RefSeq and is a predicted model, not a curated record. The transcript has a single exon. The coding region runs from base 1 to 435 and encodes 144 amino acids. NCBI's taxonomy places the organism in Eukaryota, Fungi, Ascomycota, Eurotiomycetes, Eurotiales, Aspergillaceae.
AUGGCGGAGUGCAGCUCAUUUGAACUCUUUGCAGAAGCUCGCCUUAAGCUUCAGGAUCUCAUUCAACGGAUAAUCUUUGAUCUCAACAACAACUACCCAUUGCUUUGCAAUGAGAUUAGAGCAGGCUUAGCUUUCAUCUCCAUUUACGUGGACGUGAUCAGAGGACUCGGGCAGUUAAUGGCUAACGAGUCUCCAAAUUGUGAGCCUAUCCAGCUUGCACCGCAAGAAUCCACUUGUAACUCUAACCCCCACGAACAAGGGCACACUGAGCUCAAACGGGCUUGUCACUUUACCGAUGAAAUGGUGCACAUGCUAUCGCCUCAUCUAGAACUCGAUACGGACCUCAACCCAAUCAUCUGUAGCCUUGAGCUCCUUAGUGACUCUUGGAAUUUGGAUUGCCCAUCUCCUCGCGAGCAGACCGUCGAAGGCCUGUAA